Molecule: messenger RNA, 399 nt
Organism: Microthlaspi erraticum
Lineage: Eukaryota; Viridiplantae; Streptophyta; Magnoliopsida; Brassicales; Brassicaceae
Source: the annotation of a GenBank genome assembly
AUGGCGUCUCCUAAAUCAUCAACAAGACCGGUCCAGCAAAACCAAGAACCCAAUUUCCACGAUUUCUUCCCGGCGAUGGCCGGAAACCUCGGAGGAGAAGGUCUAAUCGAAGAGCUCUGCAAAGGAUUCGAGCUUCUGAUGGACGGAGACAGAGGAGUCAUCACUUUCGAGAGCUUGCGCCGUAACGCGUCGGCGGUUCUCGGGCUCGGAGAUCUGACGGACGACGAUGUACGGUGCAUGAUCGACGAAGGAGAUUUCGAUCGAGACGGCGCAUUGAAUCAGAUGGAGUUCUGUGUGCUCAUGUUUAGACUUAGCCCUGAAUUGAUGGAAGCGUCGCGGUGUGUUGUCACGGAGGCGAUCGAGGAAGAGUUUGGUGGUGAUCGAACGCACCGGCAUUGA